AUGGAGGCAUUCCAACAAAGACCGGAGCAUUUGAACAAGGCGGUGGCGUCUCUGUGCGCACGCAUAGAGCUUCUGUUGAAGCAAAACGCGUCUCGCCAGCAUGAACGCGUAUUGACUGCCUUGGCUAGUGUGCCAGGCUCAGGCAAGUCGACUGUUUCCGCAGCACUGCUAAAGGCCUUGCGAAGCCAAGGCAACGAAGACAUCGUCGUAGUACCCAUGGACGGCUUCCACUACUCCACGUCGGUUUUAUUCUCCUUCGACGACCCAGCACUAGCUUUUCGCAAACGAGGGGCUCCAUUCACGUUCGAUGCGGCUGGCCUUCUGGAACUGGUGUUGACUCUGAAGACUAUACCGGUAACUACCGACGAGCAUCAAGAAAUGAUCAUCACCGCUCCCAGUUUCGACCAUGGGGUCCAAGAUCCAGUCCUCGAUGACAUCCACAUUUCAUCGAAAAGUAAGGUCGUGAUCAUGAAGGGUAACUAUACGCUCUUGAAUCAGUCGCCUUGGGACGAGAUAUCGGAGCUGGUUGAUGACAGGUGGUUCGUGGUUGUACCGGCGAUUGUGGCGCGAGAGCGACUGAUAGAGCGCCAUCUCCGAGCCGGCAUCGAGACUUCUAGAGAAGCGGCCGCUUUACGAGCAGAGGACAACGAUAUUCCCAACGGCGACCUCAUCGGAGCUGCACUCAUUGAGCCCAGCGUUCGAAUAACCAACUGA
Molecule: messenger RNA, 714 nt
Organism: Anthostomella pinea
Lineage: Eukaryota; Fungi; Ascomycota; Sordariomycetes; Xylariales; Xylariaceae
Source: the annotation of a GenBank genome assembly